CGCAGGUCUGGAGACAAGGUUGCGGUGUGCCGACGGCUGCGGAGACAGAGGCUCCGCGGGUCGCCGGAGUUUGGCGCCUAUUUUUUGUUGGUUGGGUGUUCUCGCCUGUGAUUGGGCCGCAGCGCGGCGUCCGGGUGCGCGGAUUGCGGCGGCUCUGUCGACCCUGGCUGGGCCCAGGCCGCGCAGAGCGCGGCUGGCCUCCCGCGGGAUGGGUCACCAGGAGUCCCCGCUGACCCGGGCGGCGGCGGCGGCGGGGGCGGGCGGCGCGGCUUAUGUAAAGCGAUUAUGUAAAGGGCUCAGCUGGCGCGAACACGUGGAAGGCCACGGGAACCUGGGAGCCCGGGCCUCCUCCGCGAGAGCCGCUGCCAUCACCGCUGCAGCCUCACGGCCUGUCACCCGCCCGGCCCGGGCCACCUCCUCCCGCGCCGCUCAGUCCGGGAGGGGGCCCCGGCUUGGAGCGGACCAUUUCCCGGCAAGGGCUCCCGGAGGAAAAGGCGCCGCCCGGAAGUGGAGCGGCGCUGGCCAGGUCACAAUCCAAGGUCCCGCUCCUCCGCGUGCCGGGGCCGGACGAAGGGAUGAAGCAGGGGGAACCCGGGCAGCACCGUUGCUGCUCCCCCCGCCGCCCGCAGCCAUGGAAACGGGGGAGGAAGACGGCGCCCGCCGAGGUACACAAAGCCCGGAGCGGAAAAGGCGAAGCCCAGUGCCCAGGGCGCUCAGCGCGAAGCUGAGGCCAGUGGCUGCGGCCCAGGCGAUGGAUUCAUUGGCGGCCGAGGCCCCGAGCGAGGCCUACCUGGCGGGGCGGCGGCCCGAGGCUGGCGGCGGGUCUGCGCCUCCCCGUUACAGCCUGCUGGCAGAGAUCGGGCGCGGCAGUUACGGCGUGGUCUACGAGGCAGUGGCCGGGCGCAGCGGGGCCCGGGUGGCGGUCAAGAAGAUCCGCUGUGACGCCCCCGAGAAUGUGGAGCUGGCGCUGGCCGAAUUUUGGGCCCUGACCAGUCUCAAGCGGCGCCACCAGAACGUCGUACAGUUUGAGGAGUGCGUCCUGCAGCGCAAUGGGCUAGCCCAGCGCAUGAGCCACGGCAACAAGAACUCUCAGCUCUACCUACGCCUGGUGGAGACCUCGCUCAAAGGAGAAAGGAUCCUCGGCUAUGCUGAAGAACCGUGCUAUCUCUGGUUUGUCAUGGAGUUCUGUGAAGGUGGAGACCUGAAUCAGUAUGUCCUGUCUCGGAGGCCAGACCCAGCCACCAACAAAAGCUUCAUGCUACAGCUCACGAGCGCCAUUGCCUUUCUACACAAAAACCACAUCGUGCACAGGGACCUAAAGCCAGACAACAUCCUCAUCACAGAGCGUUCUGGCACCCCAAUCCUCAAAGUGGCAGACUUUGGACUGAGCAAAGUCUGUGCUGGGCUGGCACCUCGAGGCAAAGAGGGCAAUCAAGACAACAAAAAUGUGAAUGUGAAUAAGUACUGGCUGUCCUCAGCCUGUGGUUCUGACUUCUACAUGGCCCCUGAGGUCUGGGAGGGACACUACACAGCAAAGGCGGACAUCUUUGCCCUGGGCAUUAUCAUCUGGGCAAUGAUAGAAAGAAUCACUUUCAUUGACUCUGAGACCAAGAAAGAGCUCCUAGGGACCUACAUUAAACAGGGAACUGAGAUCGUCCCUGUUGGUGAGGCGCUGCUAGAAAACCCAAAGAUGGAGUUGCACAUCCCUCAGAAACGUAGGACUUCCAUGUCUGAGGGGAUCAAGCAGCUCUUGAAAGAUAUGUUAGCUGCUAACCCACAGGACCGGCCUGAUGCCUUUGAACUUGAAACCAGAAUGGACCGGGUCACAUGUGCUGCUUAAAAUUCAGGGCCGAACAUCUUGGGUGUUUUAAACUAGGUUGAUCCCUCGGGACCCACAGUCUCAUCAUGUCUCACAAAGGACGGCAGAGGUACAGGUGGUGGCUUGACUGGUUGACGAUCUCCCGACAGCUGGAUCUCCGGCAAUGUGAAGCUCUCAUUUGGGUCCUUACUCUCACCCCUUCCCUGCUUUUAGCACCCCCUUCCCUUUUUUUCAUUUUCUUUUUUAAUUUAAACCAUCCAGACUUCUGAAGAGCAGAAAGCUAUGCUGUUGACAGGCACCAUUUCUUUAAAGAAAUUCAGUGUGGACAAAGCAUAUGUGUAAAUUUUUUUUUUUUUAAAGGGGUUAGGGAGCAAGUUUGGAUUGGUCCUUCAUUUCUCUCUGUCUUCUUCCUUUAUACAUCUCUCAGUUCUGCUUAUAGCAUCUCACUUCCCAGAGAAGACCUGUUACCCCAGAAAGAAUUUUGGGGUUUCUCCUGGAAUGGGACAUGAAUGUGGGAACUGCUGGACUCCUUGGUGGGCUGGUCCUGGCUGCCCGUUGGGCCUUGGACAGCAUCAGAAGCACAGAACCACUGGAAGAAGACGACCAGGGUUUGGCCAGGAGGAUUCCAGAAGGAGGCAGAAGUGCCAGUGUGGUUCUCUUUGAAACUGUUGGUGGCCCCAGGCCACAGCAGGACUCACAGUGAUGGGACUUGGUCCCGUCUUCUGCCCUAUAUCAUUUUGUGCCCAAAGGAAGAGGUAGAAUGACCAUACCCCCACCCCAGCUCCACAGACCUACCUUCUGUGAGGACUGUUGUGCCAAACCUCUGCGUAGGAUACACAGGGUCUUCACGGGCACCAGCACCACUGUGAGGGCAGCACCCGCACCUGCUGCCUCCUGGACCAUCGUCUUCCCAAGGUGCCCUCAGAUGACCCUGACAUGACAGACAACAGCUUUCAUUCAACUGGCUGCUGCUGUUGUCUCCUCACAGCAAAAGUUAUGCCUGGUAUGCAGGGUCCAUGGUGUCACAUUCAGUGACUCACACUGUCAAGCUCCAUCUCCCUUACCCCAAGGACUAUAUUUGUGUUAGGUGCCCACCCAUAAUGUAAAUGUAUCUAAUGGGAAGAGAAGGACCUGCCCCAGGCAUGAUGGGUCAGACCAGACAGAGCCCGUCAAGCUGUUAGGGACCUGUUUGGGUCCGUGCCACUUUACAGUGUCCUUGCCACUUUACAGUGUCCUGGCUGUGACCCUUGCAAUCCCACCACCACUGUCUUUGUGUAGCCAUCCUUCCUCCCUCCCACAGCCAACACUCCUGUGGCCUCCUGUUGAGUUGCUGCAUUACCUUCCAUGUGGAUGUGUACUGGCUGCCCCAGAUCUUUUCUAGGCUUUUACCCCAUUCUGGCCAAGUGGAAUGGGGCACUGGCAAAGGGAAGAGGACUCAUUUGUGUUCAUUUUUGUUCCUUGUUUUACCUAAGCAAACCUAGAAUUGAUGGGGAGGUAAUUGAAGGGUAUUUUGGUUAGUGUGUGACCAAGUGGGGUUCCCCCCAAGGAGCAGGCCUGUAGCCUGUAGCCCUGCGAGUGUGGGAGAGAUCAGCCCGACUUCACACCCAGUUUGGCCAUUCCCGCUCUUCCGCCUUCUCCAGGCCCUGCACACCAAGGUUCCCUGCCCCUCUUGGGCAGAUGGCUGUCUGCUGUCCACAGGGCUGCAGGUGGUAACAAUCCCUUCCUUCCUGGGCUGUGGUCCACCAUGGUGGCCUAGCUCUUGUCUCUUUUCUGACUUCUCAGACAACCUUGAGUAUAACUCAGAGUUGCGGCUGGGAACAUUUGGCUCCCCUCCCCCUCGCUGUCUGUGGGGCAGCUGUCUGUACUGAGCAUAUGGGCUAAACAGUCCCUAAACUUGGUGCCCCCAACACUCCCUUAGAUCUUGGGUCUAGCAGGUUGCCUGCUCUUUACCUCUUACUUUCUUCUGCUCUGCCCAGUCUCUGAUCUUGGUCUGAAUGAGGUCUUGGGUCUAGUGUUUCCCUGGGGUACUUUUGGCAUUACAGUACAUCCUGCAGACUUCUGUGGGCAGCCUGGGCAGGGGUGGGGGAGGUCUUUUCCCUGCACCCUCACUGCCCAGCAUACCCAGCCUGCUCCUACUUAGCUCAAAUGAGGGCAGCUCUUUAGCCCCAAGUGCCUGUCCUCCUUUGCUCUCUACCCUGUCCACUGCAGGCACACAGCCAGGCAGGCAGAAGCUGGCUCUGCCUUGGGCAGUGGGCCAUCCUUGGGUCAGCAACUCUCCUCCCUCCCUUAGUAGGGUCAGCUUCCUCUCUGUUGCUUCCUCGUCCUGCCUCUGCCCACCUGAGUUUCUGUUCUGCCAGCAGCUCUAUGGGCAACAUCUCAGCACCAUCAAGUUUGUUCCAAGUUCCUAAGGCUGUGACAACAGUCAGUCAUUCUCUUCUUAUGUCUGAAAAGGAUGUCCUGUUGGAGGAACUGUCUUGUCCUCAGGCCUCAUGGGUCUGGACUCAGGUACCCCGUCAGAGAGAGAAUCUGGGACAGAUCAUAGUGCCUUAUUCCAUUGUCUCCCAACCACACCUCCUGGCCCAGCUGGAAGUGGGGCUUCUUUCUCCCUGACUGUCCAUCCAUCACUUGCACUCAGCCACAGGAGGAUGACAGCCCCCCACAUACGUACCCUUUCCUGAGGACUAUAGCCCUCACCCACUCCAGGGCACUCCAGCGCACUCCAACUAGCAGCUUUGCCCAGGACAGAAAAGCUGCAGCAGACAGGUGCACUCUGCCUCAUGUUCCCUCGCAUCCACUCCCUGCUCCUUACCUCUAGCUGGAGAGUGCCACUGUUUGCUCCUUCCAGACUGGCUCCAUCUGACCCCUUUUGGGUACUGAGGACUAAGGAUGCAGGCCUUGGGACAGGUCAUGGGAACUUUUUCUUCCCACCCUGAUGGGACUUGCCCCAAUGGCUGCCUUUCAGAGGGAGUAUAUUAAAUGUUUACUUAAGAACUACCCUGUUUACAGCUGGAGGAGAAGCAUGACCACACUGGGUGGAGAGGUUACCCUGGGCAGGGCCUGGCUUCCUUUAGGAUGCUGCCAGUGGUAGCCCCAAAGUGAAUAAAAACAAGCCUGGGGCAGGGGCAAAGACCCUUCACUCCCUUUGCUCCCUGACCCUGUGGUGCUAAGACCACUGCUCACCUUCCUUCCAGCCUUCUGCCCUAGACAUUCCCCACCUGUCAUUUCCUUCCAAGAUUCUCAUCUCCUCAACAUAACACUUGUCUCCGAUCCUAAAAAACCAUUAUUUGGAGCAAUAAGUUUAAUUUUGCUUGAAUCUUUCUAAGAAAAAAGCUGGCAUUGUGGGAAAUUUUUAAGCUGUUGGCUGUUUACAGAAUUUAAAGGAUGAAUACCUGGGUUUCAGCCUCAGGGCAUCUUUAGAAAACAGGCUGCCACCCUCUGAUUGCCCUUGCCUGGCUCCAUGCCAGCCCUGCCCACCAAGCUCAUUCAGCUGCCCAUUCUGCGGACAUCCCUGUUCCCACUACUAAGGGCAUGAGGUGUCUCACUAGGUGGCUCUAUUGGUUGCCCUGCCCUGUGACUGCUUUCCUUUCCUGAGGAACCUGGAAGUCCCCAAACAGCUGCUGGCCCUCAAAGGCCUGGCAACCUCAGGACAGCCGUGUUUGUCCACUCGGCUCUUUUGGCCCCUCCAUGCAGAGCUGUGGUGGCCUUCUGGUCAGCAUAGGUCCAUAUCCUGCCCUGCCUUGGCAUAAGGGCAGAGGGCUCUGUCUUGGGAAUGUGUUCCCAGAGCCACCAGUAGGAGAUGCUGGCACUGCAAUGAGUCCACUGCCAUUGGUUGCCUGAGGGCUGCUGGGAUUGCUGAAGGGAGGCCACAGGAGAAGAGCUUCUUUAGGGAGGGUCGCUUUGAAGAAACCUUGUGGCCCAGAGGCUUCUUUCCAUCAGUAAGGGAGGAUAUUUUACUGACUUCCUGACAUUCAUUGGGACAGUCUUGGGUAUAAGGGAGCUUUUUAAAGCCAGGCACAAAGUUAGUUUCAAAUACUAGUUAAUCUCUUUUUCCCCCUCUUUUUUUGCACAGAAGCUGGUAAUCUAGGACCUACGUGUGAACAACUUUAUAUGAAUAUUUUUUGUACUUGGUUUACUUGGGUUGGUAUGAUACAUUAUAUUUAAGUUCCUUGAACACUGUGGAUUCCCCUAAUGUGUAUGAAUGACUGAGGCUUUGUAAAUUAAGGGAUGUUUGUGUGAAUAAAGUUAUUUGAUGGGGUUGAAG
Messenger RNA from Octodon degus (degu), 6080 nucleotides. It is a transcript of the gene Stk35, whose product is annotated as serine/threonine kinase 35. The record is from RefSeq and is a predicted model, not a curated record. Gene Ontology annotation, biological process: axon extension; positive regulation of autophagy; peptidyl-serine phosphorylation. Bases 209 to 1840 code for a protein of 543 amino acids. NCBI's taxonomy places the organism in Eukaryota, Metazoa, Chordata, Mammalia, Rodentia, Octodontidae. Gene Ontology annotation, molecular function: protein serine/threonine kinase activity; ATP binding. Gene Ontology annotation, cellular component: cytoplasm; autophagosome. The transcript has 4 exons.